Molecule: messenger RNA, 4984 nt
Organism: Gasterosteus aculeatus aculeatus (three-spined stickleback)
Lineage: Eukaryota; Metazoa; Chordata; Actinopteri; Perciformes; Gasterosteidae
Source: RefSeq, a predicted model, not a curated record
AGCAUAUGCUUCAUAAUAUUUCAAAUAAAUGUAUACAAAUACGUUUCCAUGCAGAAACGUAUGGGCGCUGUCCCCUUAAGGGUCACGUUGUCAGCGUCAUGACGUCACAGCGUCGUAACCUAGGAGAAGUUCUGUUUACUUCCGGGUUGUCCUGCUCGAAAACAAGAGGGGCAACAGCACGACACGAAACAGCGCAAAGCGGAUUAAAGUCCUGCAGACAUGGCGGGGGAGUCCGAGGACGAGAUACCCGAAUCAGGAGCAGUUUUCACCUUUGGAAAAAGCAAAUUUGCCGAAAACGUACCCAGUAAAUUCUGGCUGAAAAAUGACGUCCCCUUAAAGAUAGCGUGCGGAGACGAGCACACCGCCUUAAUAACAGGAAACGGGAAACUCUUCAUGUUUGGAAGCAACAACUGGGGGCAGCUGGGUCUGGGGUCCAAGCUGACCGCGAGCAAGCCCACCUGUGUCAAAGCUCUUAAAUGUGAAAAGGUCCAGCUGGUGGCCUGUGGGAGAAACCACACCCUCAUCUUCACAGCUCGGGGCAAAGCGUUCGCCUCGGGGGGGAACAGCGAGGGUCAGCUGGGGCUCGGCGACUGCGAGGAGAGGACGUCCUUCCAGAGGAUCGGCUUCCUGGAUUCACACGGACCAAUCAAAAUGCUCGCUGCCGGCUCCAACACCUCCGCUGCUCUCACAGAGAGCGGUAAACUGUUCAUGUGGGGCGACAACACGGAGGGGCAGAUCGGUUUGGGGAAGGAGAGCCACGCCUCGUCGCCUCAGGAAGUCAGCGUGGGACGGCCGAUCAGCUGGGUGUCCUGUGGAUACUACCACUCCGCCUUGGUCACAGCUGACGGCGCUCUGUACACCUUUGGCGAGCGGGACAGCGGUAAACUGGGCCUGAGCACGGAGCAGCUGGCCCGGCACCGCGUCCCCCAGCCGGUGAAGAGCCUGAAGGAGCCGGUGAGCCAGGUGGCCUGUGGAGGAGGACACACGGUGGCCCUCACAGAGGACGCCGUCUUCACCUUCGGUCUGGGUCAGUUCGGACAACUCGGUCACGGGACGUUCGACUUCGAGGCUCGAGUGCCGCGGCCCGUCCGCCACUUCAAGAAGGGGCGCGUCCGUCAUGUGACCUGCGGAGAAAACCACACCGCCGUCGUCACAGACGGCGGCCUGCUCUACACCUUCGGAGACGGUCGACACGGGAAACUGGGCCUGGGAGAAGAGAACUUCACCAACCAGUUCAAACCCACCCUGAGUCCACGCUUCCUCCAGUACAACGUUCAGGCAGCUUCGUGCGGCGGCUGCCACAUGGUGGUUCUGGCCCGGCCGAGGGACGAGAGCCGGGCUCACGUGACUCUGGAGGAGGACGACGUGACGGAGGACUACCUGGAGAAGCCGUACGUGGAGCUGCUGGGGGACACGGCCGACUGCUCCACCCUGCAGAGGAGCCUCUCGGCUCGGGUCCGCCGGAGGGAGAGGGAGAGAUCCCCGGAGCAGUUCGCCACGGCGCCCGGCCACCUCCACCCGCUGCCCCUCUCCAGCCAGAGCUUCCCGCCCAGGCUGCCUCCACCUGAGCUGAGCCACAGAAAGGGCGUUUUUUCCAAGCGGGCGCGAUGGGGUUUAAUCGGGACGUCCUGUAUUGCAGAGCAGACAGCGGGCGACGCAGACAGCGUGGUGGAGAGCCUGACGGACAGCGACAGCGUGACGGGCCUGGGAGAAACCUCCGACUUCCUGAACAUGACACACGUGAUGAAGAUGGACCCUGCUGAUCAAUCGCUCACUUUGUCUCCAGUUCAGAAGAGGAAGCGUAAGCCCCCUAAGGCCUCCAAAGGGAACCCAAAAGAGGAGAGGAAGCUCUGGGUGCAGAGCAGCUUGUCCCCUGGUGGGGCUCUGAACCCCCCUCGACGCAGAACCACCAAUCGGAACAAAGAGAACGUGAUGGAGCAGCUGCAGAGGAAGCCCAGCAGGGACAAGCCCAGCGCCGGGGACAUCAGGGGGACGGCCUCCAGGGGGACGGCCUCCAGGAGGACGGCCUCCAGGCGGCGGCUCCGGCCGGCUGAGGGGAGGGGCCAGCUGACGGAGGUCAGCAGGAGGCUGGGAGCCGACUCCCUGGACUCUGAACCCGUCCGAGUCCAAAGCACAGCCAUCGCGGUGCAGAGUCGGCACACGGGGAGCCCGGCAGGCCGACAUCUGGAGGGAGAGAGCUCGGGAGGCCCUCUGCGCCUCCCUGAGGGGGGAGACGAAUCGCAGCUUCCCGAGAGCAGCGACCUUCUGAAGAGGUCUAAGAGCGAGGAAAACAAAAAAAAGGCCAAGACGGCAAAGCUCGGCCUGCUCGCCGGAGCCGCCGCUCUCGCCGCGGGGGGGGCGCUGAUGAUGCACCAGGCGGCAUCCAGAAGCUCUGCGCCGCCAUCUGAGAGCAGGCGGAGCCUCCUGGAGGAGAACGAAGAGGCCAAAUCCUACCGCGGCGAUUUAAGCUCUGCACUGGCGGAGAAGGACGAGGAGGAGGACGAGGAGGACGACGAGGGAGGGAAGAGGACAGGGGCAGAAGUCAGUGAGGAGGAGGACGAGGAGGACGAGGAGGAGGAAGAGGAGGAAGAAAAAGAAGUCACUCACUUUAUUAAGGAAUUUACAGAAGAAGAAGAAGAAGAAGAAGACAGCAACACUCUUCAAGCUGAGGAUGAGUCCGACAUUGAGAAAGAGAAGAGCAGAGAUGAGGAGGAAGCAGAGGAGGAAGAGGAGAGCAGUGUGUUGGAGGAGGAGGCAGAGGAGGAAGAGGAGGGCAGUGUGUUGGAGGAGGAGGCAGAGGAGGAAGAGGAGGCUACCUCCACAGCAGGAAGUAAAAGUGAAGAUGAGACGGAAUCAAAGGAGAGCAAUUUAGGGGAUGCAGAAGGAGAGGAAGAGGAGGAAGGAAGUGAAGAAGAGUCGAGUCAUGACACAGAGAGCGAAGGAGGAGAGUCUGAAGGUGAGGAAGAGGAAGAUGAAAGUGAGUCCUCCAAGUCAUCACAGGAGGAAGAAGAGAGUGAGACAGAGGGAGGAGAAGAGGAGGAGGAAAGUAGUGCUGAGGAUGAAGAGGAAGAGACAGAGAGUAGUGAGGAAGAAGAGGGUGAAAAUGAAGAAGAGGAGGAAGAGGAGAGUGAAGAUGAAAAGCAGCAGGAGGAGGAGGAGGAGGAAGAGGAGGAGGAGGAAGAGGAGAGUGAAGGUGAAAAGGAGGAGGAAGAGGAGAGUGAAGGUGAGGAGGAGGCGGGAGAGGAGGAGGAAGAUGAAAAGGAGGAAGAGGAAGAGAGUGCUGAGGACGAGGCAGAAGAGGAAAAAGAGAGUGAGGAAGAAGAGGUUGAUAGUGGUGAGGAGGAGGAGGAAGGUGAAGAAGAAGAGGAGGAAGUUGUGGAAGAGAAAAGGUCUUCUGAGGUGAAAAGUGUAAAGUCUGGAAGUAGGCGGCGGUCAGGGGUCAAAGGUCAGGCAGCAGACGAGUCGGAGGAGUUCUGGGACGACGUUCUGCCUCAGUACCUCCAGCUGAAAUAACCAGCAUCACAUCUGCUUCCCCAUGAAGACUCAGCAGGUCCCUGAACUCAUCGCUCACGGUGCCUUCACUGACUGCUCUGAUUAUAACGUUUACAUUUUUAAUCAUUUCAUUUUCUCUUUUUAUUCAUUUAUUUGUUGGAAUAAAAAAUCGGUUUUAUUGUAUUUCUUUUGUUUCUGUCUGUUGGAUUUUUAACCACCAAAUGUUUAAAAUAAAAACCAAACUUUAUUCAUUUUCAGAUCAGAACCAACUAUCCACAGAGUUCUGAUUGCUUUUAUUUUCUAGUAUUCAUUUCAUUUAUAUUUCUUUGUGUUUAAUUUGAUAGUUUUCUUCAAACUGAGGUGUUUGAUAACUUGCACUGUUUCCUGCUGAAUGACUUCCUGUCUGGAGUUUUCCAGAUGUUGAGAUGUUUCGGAUCAGGUGGGGCUCUUUGUGUUCAUAAUCCCUCCCGUAGUCGCGUCCCAGCAUGCACUGCUGUAGUCUGGAGGAACUACCAAACCAUCCCAGUAGGACCAAGACGUCCUUCCUUCCUCUUUAGUCGUUUGACCGUACACAAACUAUCUUGUCUUAAAUGAAAGAUCUGAUUAUGAAAUCUUUGAUUGACACGUUUCAUCAGGAUGCGACUAAAGGAUCUCCGACGUGGAGCAAAGGUCGAGAGGACGGAGAGGAGGAGGAACAGGAGGGAGAGGACACGGAUACAUCGGCUGAGCAGAGUGUAGACGAGCCGACGGAGGAGACUCCGAGUGCUGAGCCUGAAGAGCUGGAAGGAGACUCCCAAACUGAGGGCGAGCAGAAAGCAGCAGAAGUCAGCGAGCCGCCCGCCACCACACGGGACGAGGAGACGGACGCCGGCCCCAAACCGGCCAAUGGGACGGGGGACAUCAACUCCAAGAGCCAACGGGGCUCCAGCAAAAAGCUCUCUCUCUUCAGACGGCCCCCCAAACCCCAGGACCAGACCCCCGUCCAGCAGAGAGCGCUGCCCUCUGGAGCCAGGGGCCCUCGCUCCGGAGCCUGCAGCCUGCUGUGAACCCUGCAGAUAAACUCUUAUUUUGAAAAGACCAAAGUGUGAAACGGUUAAAGCGUCCCCUUUUUACACCAUCUCUGGAGAAGUUCUCCAACUGUCCUAAACAAGAAAGAAAAGCUGCACUGAUGAUAUUUUCUUUGACUUCCUGACGGUGUUCACUUCUUUAAAUCGACCACUUUACGUUCACAAGUGACCUUCAGCUGAGCCAGCUCCUCCCCAAGAACCCUUUAUUGAGCCUCUGUGUGUGUGUGUGUGUGUGUGUGUGUGAGAGAGGGAAUUCUAAACUGUGAGGAUUUAAAUAAUCAUAUUUAUAAUGACAUGGUCCUUGAGCACAUUUUCGCACUUUAGAUGUGAUCAGUUUUAUAUCAUGACAUAAUAAUUUCAUAUGAAAUCACCUUUAUAUUAAUGGAUUUUGCUAUAUCAGUAAAACCUUUUCACAUACAGCUGAA